AAGAUCAAAAUGAGCUUCACCAACCCCAUAAUUCCAGGCUUUAACCCCGAUCCCUCCAUUGUUCGGGUUGAUCGCGACUUUUUCUUGGUGACCUCAACGUUUGAAUACUUUCCCGGUGCCCCUAUUUAUCAUAGCCGGGAUCUGAUAAAAUGGAAGCUUAUUGGUCACGCAUUAACAAGACCGAGCCAACUUCAAAUUCACACUCCAGAGCCUGGAGGUGGCGUGUGGGCUACUACAAUUCGAUAUCAUAACGGCGUGUUCUACGUCGUUACGGCUAGCUUCCACCGGUAUCGUCCCCAGGAUGAUGACCGGGUCUGGCCGCAGGGAUUUUAUGUCGAAACAAGUAACAUAUGGGAUGAUACCACUUGGUCGGAUCCUGUUUACUUUGAUCAAGUUGGAUUUGAUCAAGACCUUUUUUGGGAUGACGAUGAGACCGUAUACCUUUCAUCUACCUAUCGCAAGCUACAGCCGACUCCUGGAGCUAAACUCAAGGAUUUCGCCAUUCACAUCUGCACCGUUGAUCUGGAAACUGGACACUCAACAUCUGAGCCCAAACUAAUUCGCGAGUCUUCUUCUGGAGUUGCAGAAGGCUCCCAUAUUUUCAAGCGCGGCCAAUACUGGUAUCUUUUCACGGCCGAGGGUGGCACUGAGAGCGGACAUUGUGAAUGGGUCAGUCGCAGUGAAAAUGGCCCACUUGGUCCUUGGGUGUUGGGGCCCAAUAAUCCUCUCUGGCGGAAUGGGUUGGACGACGAAGUACAAAACACAGGACAUGCAGAUCUAGUCGAAGAUGCAAAAGGCAAUUGGUGGGCAGUGCUGCUUGGUGUUCGACCUGUGCGAAAAGAGGGUGAAUGGGAAGAUUCUGUCCUUGGUCGAGAAUCAUUCCUCGUUCCAGUGUCAUGGGAAAACGACUGGCCGGUCAUAAAUGGAGGAAAUAAGAUUACGCUUCAAUCAGCCGGUCCGGGUCUCUAUCAUCACGACAUACCCGUAGAAUGGAAAGAUGACUUCUCCGGCCCAAAUAUGCAAUUGGGAUGGUACAGGAAGAACACCCCGUUCACAUCCGACUUCUCGUUGAGCGAGCGACCUAAUCAUCUUCGGCUUUAUGGCGGGCCAUAUAAUCUCUUUGUUCCGGCUUGUCCAACAUUAUUUCUGCGCAAGCAGACCCAUCUUGUCUGCACCUGGCAGACAAAACUAUCAUUCAGCCCAAGCUCAGAGGACACAGAGGCAGGCACUGUUCUUUGGUGGAAUUAUUUCACGUAUACCAGUCUAGGAAUUCGCAAGCAAGGCGAAAAGCGAAUUAUCCGGUUUCAGUCAUCCGAGGGAAAGAUAGCGGAAGAGGAGAUAGACUUGGACUUGGAAGUGUUAUUAACUAUUGAGUCUGGUAGCGAGUAUCGUUUUGGAUAUCGUCAGCAGGAGCUUGCCGAGCCAAGAUGGAUUGGGACUAUCUCUAACAAAGCAGCGACGAAAGCACCUCCCAUUGGUGCUUCUUUCACUGGGAUGAUGUUUGGGUUAUAUUCCUUUGGUGAGCGCCAGAGAGUCUUGACCCCUGCGGAUUUUGAAUAUGCGCAAAUUUCAUAG
Molecule: messenger RNA, 1575 nt
Organism: Penicillium cosmopolitanum
Lineage: Eukaryota; Fungi; Ascomycota; Eurotiomycetes; Eurotiales; Aspergillaceae
Product: glycoside hydrolase family 43 protein
Exons: 4
Biological process (GO): carbohydrate metabolic process
Molecular function (GO): hydrolase activity, hydrolyzing O-glycosyl compounds
Source: RefSeq, a predicted model, not a curated record